Molecule: messenger RNA, 1550 nt
Organism: Effrenium voratum
Lineage: Eukaryota; Dinophyceae; Suessiales; Symbiodiniaceae
Source: the annotation of a GenBank genome assembly
GACCGUGCGAGACAGAUCGCUUCUAUGGAGCCCGGAGAAUUGCGGUCAUGAGCCAGCGGGCGACUUCGCAGGCUUUCGAGCUAUUGAACACCAGCGCAGCAGUCUUCGAUGAUGAAGAAGGAGAGCCGAGCUCUUUUCUCGCACCCCGGCCUGCGCCCGACGUGCCUCCGACGCGGCUGUUCUUGGCCUUGCUGCUGGCCUUGAACCUCUACUUCGACUCCAGCGUGGCGCUGUGGCAGAACGUGUACAAAGAUGCACGGAUCAGGCAGGAUGGUCCAGACUGCACAGCAGUCCACGAUUGGAUUUUAUCGAACAAAGACAGCUUCGGCGCCAAGCUCUGGGCGGCCCCCGGCUGCCCUGAGGGACUGCUGCAGUCCGAUCAGCCCGAUCCGCAGGCUCUCUUUGCGCGGCGCCUGGCCGAGGAAGAGUCAGUGGAGAAAGAAGAUCAACAGUGCUCAUGGAAGGCUGUGGUGCACGUGCCCACGGGGCGCCUGAAGUGCAAGCCGCAGAGCUUUACCAAAGGCUGCGCGCUCUUCUUCCAGGCCAUGGGCGGCCUCAUCAUGUACUAUUGCUACAAUUACUGGGUUGGCGGUUUCGCGCUCAUCAAAGAGUGCAUCAACCCAAUGCGGGUGCUGAAGUUUAGCGCGGUAGGCGGCAUGUUCGGCUGCGGCGCGGUCUUCAGCUUCCUGGCGCAGGAUGCGCUGUCCCCAGGCAGCUAUGCGCUCUACGCACAGUCUGGGGUGGUUAUCGUGCCCAUCAUUUGGCGCUUCACGUUCCAGAAGCCAAUUCCUGUGCUGACCUGGAUUCAUAUUGGCAUCAUAGCUCUUGGCAUUUUCGCGUACCGCGUCUCCGAGAUUGACUUGGACCACAUGUUCGAUGGCAUCGGGCUGAUGUGGGUCAUGCUGAAGGUGCUGAUGGCCGGGCUGGGCUCCGUGGUGGCGGAGCUGCUGCUGAAGCAGGACACCGCGCUGCCCUUCACCGUGCAAGUGGCUUGCAUCCUGCCAUCAAAAGCGCUGGCUUGCUUGCUGACAAUUUGGCUAGUUCCAGGUCCCAACUUUGAAUGGCCCAGCGAGUUGCCGGACAGGCCUGGCGGCUUCUUCCACGACUGGACCAUUUGGACGUAUGUGAUUGUGCUGCACAGCCUGGGCGACACCAUCCUCAGCGCCGCGGUGGCCAAGUACUUUGACUCCGUGGUGAAAGCCAUUUGCGGCGUGGUGGGCAUCAUCUUCCCGACUUGGGCAGUGAGCUACAUAGUUGGCUGGGAGGAUUUGAACCCGGCCAGUGCUGCAGGUCAGUUGAAGAUGCUGGGUGGCAUUGUGGUGAUCGUGGGUUCCUUUGCCUACGUCCUGGGCCGUUCGCAGGCAGAGAAGCUUUCCAAGGCUGUGCUGGAGGUGGAGAAGCUGGAAGGCCAGCGUUCGCGCGUGGUGGAGAUGACCUGAUGGCAUGCGUUGCAGCGUGGAAAAGUGCGUGGGCGUCGCGCAGAGUGUGGAAUCAGGUUUCUGAGCCAUGCGGUUUGAAUCGAUAAGUGGCCUAGACGCCCGAGUCACGUG